Molecule: messenger RNA, 594 nt
Organism: Branchiostoma floridae (Florida lancelet)
Lineage: Eukaryota; Metazoa; Chordata; Leptocardii; Amphioxiformes; Branchiostomatidae
Exons: 3
Coding region: 157-594 (145 amino acids)
Source: RefSeq, a predicted model, not a curated record
UGUGUAAUAUUUUGGGAGAAAAUGACCCUUGCCCUCUUGACUUCCGUCAUGUGUUUCCGGUUGUUUUGAUUUUCCCGCCGUACGGGCUUUCUGUCAUCCGUUCCGGGCUGUUAUAUUUCUGUUCCUAAUGUGGUUUAAUUAAUACGUUUAAUCAAUAUGAGUUCUUCAAACAGCUACAUUAGCUCUUUGGAGCCUAAUGACCGAACCAGGUAUUUUGAGAAAUUAAUGGUAAGUGUCGAAGACGCCGGCGAUAGUUCAAACCCGGAAGUGACUGGUUCGGCGGUGACUGGUGACGGUGUACGCCUACCUGACCCAUACAGUCUGACAGGUUGGAAGGAUGAUUUGAGCCUCUGGCCAGAUACGGACUAUGGGUGCAUCUACACCUACCUAAUCGAGGCUCCAGGUCCGUUUAACGGAGAAGCCAUGAAAGCCUAUAAAUCCCUGGAGGCGUACAAUCUCUUUAUAAGUGGCCAUGUGAGGGAGUGCAGGUACCACCCUAUUGGAAAAAAUGUGAAGGUCUGCUUCCUUAAGGCCAAGGUUGUGCCAGGACAGAGAGGUACAGAGAGCUCCUCUACCAACCAUGGGUGUGUUUGA